Paramuricea clavata is the source of this 3722-nucleotide messenger RNA. The record is from the annotation of a GenBank genome assembly. NCBI's taxonomy places the organism in Eukaryota, Metazoa, Cnidaria, Anthozoa, Malacalcyonacea, Plexauridae.
AUGGUUCCUCACUCUGAGGACAAGGUUCUUCACUCUGAGAAUAAGAUUCCUCACACUGAGGACAAGGUGCCUCACUCUAAGGAGAAUGUUCCUCACACUGAGGAAAAGGUUGCUUUCUCUGAGAACAACGUUCAUAACACUGAGGACAAGGUUUCUCACUCUGAAGAGAAGGUUGCUCACUAUGAGGACAAGGUUCCUCGCUCUGAGGACAAAGUUCCUCACUCUGAGGACAAGGUACUUCAAUCUGAGGACGAGCUUCCUCACACUGAGGACAAGAUUCCUCACUAUGAAGACAAGGUUCCUCACUCUGAGGAAAAGGUUCCUCACAGUGAGGACAAGGUUCCUCACUCUGAAGUCAGGUUCCUCACUCUGAAGUCAGGUUCCUCACUCUGAUGACAAAGUUUAUCAGCCUGAGGACAAGGUUCGUCACUCUGAGGACAAGGUUCUUCACUAUGAGGACAAGGUUCUUCACUCUAACGACUAGGUUCCUCACUCUGAGGACAAGGUUCCCCACGCUGAGUACAAGGUUGCUCACUCUGAGGACAACAUUCCUCAAUCUGAAAACAAGGUUCCUCACUCUGAGGACAAGGUUCCUCACUCUGAGUACAAGGGUCCUCACUCUGAGCACAAGGUUCCUCACUCUGAGGAGAAGGUACCUCACUCUUAGGACGAGAUUCCUCACACUGAGGACAAAGAUCCUGACCCUGGGACAAGUUUUCUAACUCUGAGGGCAAGGUUCCUCACUCUGUAGUCAGGUUCCUCACUCUGAGGACAAUGUUCUUCACAAGGAGGACAAGAUUCUGCCCUCUGAGAAGAAUGUCCUCCCUCUGAGGACAAGGUUCCUCACUCUGAGGACAAGGUUCCUCACUCUGAAGACAGGUUCCUCGCUCUGAGGAGGAGGUUCAUCAUUCUGAGAACAAGGUUGCUUACUCUGAAAACAAGGUUCCUCCCUCUGAGAAGAAGGGUUCCUCAAUAUGAGAACAACGUUCCUCACACUGAGGACAUGGUUCCUCACUCUGAGAACAAGGCUCCUCACUCUGAGGAGAAGGUUCCUCAAACUGAGGAAAAGGUUCCUCACUCGGACAAUAAGGUUCCUCACCCUGAGAACAAAGUUCCUCACUGUGAGGACAAGGUUCUUCACUGUGAAAGCAGAUUCCCCAUUCUGAGGACAAGGUUCAUCACUCUGAGGACAAUGUUCCUCACACUAAGGACAAGGUUCCUCACUCUGAGAACAAGGCUCCUCACUCUGAGGAGAAGGUUCCUCAAACUGAGGAAAAGGUUCCUCACUCGGACAACAAGGUUCCUCACCCUGAGAACAAGGUUCCUCACUGCGAGGACAAGGUUCCUCACUGUGAAAGCAGAUUCCCCAUUCUGAGGACAAGGUUCAUCACUCUGAGGACAAGGUUCCUCACACUGAGGACAAAGUUCCUCUGUCUGAGGACAAGGUACCUCACUCUGAGGACGAGGUUCCUCACUGUGAGGACAAGGUUCCUCACUCUGAGGACAAGGUUCCUCACCCUGAAGGCAUGUUCCUCGCACUGAGGACAAGAUUGCUCACUCUGAGGACAAGGUUCCUCACUCUGAGGGAAGGUUCCUCACUCUGAGGACAAGGUUCCUCACUCUGAGGACAAGGUUCCUAACUCUGAGAAUAAGAGUCCUUACACUGAGGACAAGGUUCCUCACUCUAAGGACAAUGUUCCUCCCACUGAGGAAAAGGUUGCUUUCUCUGAGAACAACGUUCAUAACACUGAGGCCAAGGUUCCUCACUCUGAAGAGAAGGUUGCUCACUAUGAGGACAAGGUUCUUCACUCUGAGGACAAAGUUCCUCACUCUGAGGACAAGGUACCUCACUCUGAGGACGAGCUUCCUCACACUGAGGACAAGAUUCCUCACUAUGAGGACAAGGUUCCUCACUCUGAGGAAAAUGUUCCUCACAGAGAGGACAAGGUUCCUUACUCUGAAGUCUGGUUCCUCACUCUGAAGUCAGGUUCCUCACUCUGAUGACAAAGUUCAUCACUCUGAGGACAAGGUUCGUCACUCUGAGGACAAGGUUCUUCACUAUGAGGACAAGGUUCCUCACUCUGAGGACUAGGUUGCUCACUCUGAGGACAAGGUUCCCCACCCUGAGUACAAGGUUGGUCACUCUGAGGACAACAUUCCUCAAUCUGAAAACAAGGUUUCUGACUCUGAGGACAAGGUUCCUCACUCUGAGUACAAGGGUCCUCACUCUGAGCACAAGGUUCCUCACUCUGAGGAGAAGGUACCUCACACUUAGGACGAGGUUCCUCACACUGAGGACAAGGAUCCUCACCAUGGGACAAGUUUUCUAACUCUGAGGGCAAGGUUCCUCACUCUGAAGUCAGGUUCCUCAAUCUGAGGACAAGGUUCCUCACUCUGAGGAGAAGGUUCUUAACAAGGAGGACAAGGUUCCGCACUCUGAGAAGAAUGUCCUCACUCUGAGGACAAGGUUCCUCACUCUGAAGACAAGUUUGCUCACUCUGAGGACAACAUUCCUCAAUCUGGGGAGGAGGUUUAUCAUUCUGAAAAAAAGGUUGCUUACUCUGAAAACAAGGUUCCUCACUCUGAGAAGAAGGGUUCCUCAAUAUGAGAACAAGGUUCCUCACACUGAAGACAUGCUUCCUCACUCUGAGAACAAGUUUCCUCACUCUGAGAGCAAGGUUCCUCACCCUGAGGACAAGGUUCCUCACUCCGUGGGCAAGGUUCCUCACACUGAGGACAAGUUUCUUCACUCUGAGAACAAGGUUCUUCACUCUAAGGACAAGGUUCCUCAUUCUGAAGACAACGUUCCGCACUCUGAUGGCAGGUUCCUCAGACUGCGGACAAGGUUCCUCGCUCUGAGGACAAGGUUCCUCACUCUGAGGACAAGGUUCCUCACACUAAGGACAAGGUUCCUCACUCUGAGAACAAGGCUCCUCACUCUGAGGAGAAGGUUCCUCAAACUGAGGAAAAGGUUCCUCACUCGGACAACAAGGUUCCUCACCCUAAGAACAAGGUUCCUCACUUUGAGGACAAGGUUCCUCACUGUGAAAGCAGAUUCCCCAUUCUGAGGACAAGGUUCGUCACUCUGAGGACAAGGUUCCUCACACUGAGGACAAAGUUCCUCUCUCUGAGGACAAGGCUCCUCACCCUGAAGGCAUGUUCCUCGCACUGAGGACAAGAUUGCUCACUCUGAGUACAAGGUUGCUCUCUCUGAGGACAAGGUUACUCACACUGAGGACAAUGUUCCUCAGUCUGAAGUCAGGUUCCUCACUCUGAGGACAAGGUGCCUCACUCUGAGGACAAGGUUCCUCACUGAGAAGACAGGAUCCUCCAUCUGAGGACAAGGUUCAUCACUCUGAGAACAAGGUUCCUCACUGUUAAAACAAGGUUCCUCACUCUGAGAACAAGGGUUCCUCAAUUUGAGGACAAGGUUUCUCACACUGAGGACAUGGUUCCUCACCCUGAGAACACGUUUCCUCACUCUGAGAGCAAGGUUCCUCACCCUGAGGACAAGGUUCCUCACUCUGAGGGCAAGGUUCCUCACACUGAGGAGAAGAUUCCUCACUCUGAGGAGAAGGUUCUUCACUCUAAGGACAAGGUUCCUCUCUCAGAAGACAACGUUCCGCACUCUGAUGGCAGGUUCCCCAGACUGCGGACAAGGUUCCUCGCUCUGAGGACAAGGUUCCUCACUCGGAGGACAAGGUUCCUCACUCUGAAGUCAG